Molecule: messenger RNA, 1618 nt
Organism: Lutra lutra (Eurasian river otter)
Lineage: Eukaryota; Metazoa; Chordata; Mammalia; Carnivora; Mustelidae
Product: meiosis-specific with OB domain-containing protein-like
Exons: 1
Coding region: 73-1272 (399 amino acids)
Biological process (GO): resolution of meiotic recombination intermediates
Molecular function (GO): single-stranded DNA 3'-5' DNA exonuclease activity; single-stranded DNA binding
Source: RefSeq, a predicted model, not a curated record
CGCGGCCGGCUGCAGAGAGGCUGUGGAGCGCGAGGCCCGGCGGGCGCGUGGAGCCCCAGCUGAGAUAAAAGAAUGGCAAACUCCUUUGCAUCAAAGACCUUCACCACACUUUCAGAUCUGCAUCCAAAUAUGGCUAAUCUGAAAAUAAUUGGUAUAGUUAUUGGGAAAACAGAUGUCAAAGGCUUUCCAGACAGAAAAAAUAUCGGUUCAGAGAGAUACACUUUCAGUUUCACCAUUCGGGACUCACCAACGCAUUUUGUCAAUGUGACAUCCUGGGGCAGCGAAGGUUACAUCAGGUCACUUUCUGACAGCUUUAGGGUUGGAGAGUGCGUGAUCAUCGAAAAUCCCCUGAUUCAAAGAAAGGAAUUAGAAAGAGAAGAAAAAUUCAGCCCUGCAACUCCCAGCAGCUGUAAGCUAUUGCUCAGUGAGAAUCACUCCACAGUGAAAGUUUGUUCCAGUUAUCAAGUGGACACCAAGCUCCUUACUUUGAUAUACUUACCUGUCAAAGAGUCUCAUGAUUUUUAUUCAUUGGGUGACAUUGUUGCAAAUGGAUGCAGUCUGGAUGGGAGGAUUAUUAACGUGUUUGCAGCAGUGCGGUCGGUUGGAGAGCCAAAACACUUUACAACUUCAGACCCGAGGAAAGGCCAGAGGUGUGAGGUGAAGCUCUAUGAUGAGACAGAGUCUUCUUUUGCAAUGAUAUGUUGGGAUAAUGAAUCUAUCCUGGUUGCACAGAGCUGGGUGCCGCGAGACACAGUGAUAUUUGCCUCAGAUGUAAGAAUAAGUUUUGACAAAUUUCGGAACUGCAUGACGGCAACUGUAAUCUCAAAAACCAUUAUUACGACUAAUCCAGAUACCCCAGAAGCUAACAUCCUGUUGAAUUUUAUAAGAGAAAAUAAAGAAACAAAUCCUCUGGAUGCUGAAAUGGACAGUUACUUGAGAGAAUCCGUAGAUUUAAAUACAAUAGUUGAUGUCUACACAGUUGAGCAAUUAAAAGUAAAAGCUUCGAAGAAUGAAGGGAAGGCUGACCCUUUCUAUGGCAUUCUUUAUGCUUACAUUUCUACGCUGAAUAUUGAUGAUGACGCCACGACAGUAGUUCGACACCAAUGCUCAGGCUGUGGUUAUAUUGUAAAUGAAGCAUCCAGCACGUGUACUGCUUGCAACAAAAAUUCUUUGGAAUUUCGGUCUGUUUUUCUCAGCUUCCACUUGCUGAUUGACCUCACGGACCACACAGUUUUUUUUAUCACACAGAGCGAGGGGCAGAUUGAGAAUUAGUGUGCUCUCAUGUAAGCUGGCAGACCCUGUUGAGGCAAGUAGGAGCUUGUCUGGGCAAGGAAAAAUUUAAAACAAGAUACUUCAAACUCUGGACAAGAAUAUGAGUUUCCAUUUUCUUGAGAGUGGAAAAUGAGUUUGAAAACUAUGGAUAAAAUUGUAUUUUGUUCAAAGGUGGUAAAAAUGUUUCUAUAAAUUGUUAUUAUGUAUCCUUCUGGAGCUGGUUAGGGGGUAAAUCUUAAAAUCUCUCAUCCACCCCAGCUCCUUUCUUAGAAGGCCUUUUGGCUGAUUUUGCCCUCUCUUCCCAAGUUGGAAAAUGUGUGUGGGAAUUAAUAAACAUGUUUAACCU